Molecule: messenger RNA, 687 nt
Organism: Cajanus cajan (pigeon pea)
Lineage: Eukaryota; Viridiplantae; Streptophyta; Magnoliopsida; Fabales; Fabaceae
Source: RefSeq, a predicted model, not a curated record
AUGGCUGAUCAACCACAAGGUGCUGUUGAUGGAAAUUCUGGAGUAUCUCAACUUAAGGGCAAACGUGCCAUGUUAGAUUCAUCAUCACCUCCGUGUGGGGCUUGUAAGUACCAAAAGAAAAAGUGUCGCAAUGAUUGCAUCUUUGCACCUUACUUUGGUUCUAACCAGGGUUAUGCACAAUUUGAAAAAGUGCAUAAGGUAUUUGGUACAAGCAAUGUGUCAAAGAUGUUGUUGGAUGUGGAAGUGAAUCAUCGCCAUGAUGUGAUCGGUAGCAUAUUGUUUGAGGCUCAAGCAAGGUUAGAUGAUCCUAUUUAUGGUUGUGUCUCCACCGUCAUAGCUUUACAACAACAGGUGGAAGCAUUACAAGGGGAGCUUGCAAUGGUGAAAAAUCAAUUGAAAAAUACUAGUAUUUUAUAUGAAGGUCUUCAACGUAAUACAUAUCAACAACAACAACUACAACCAAACAUCAAUGUUGCUAUGCAGCCACAAUACUCCAACAACUCAUCUGUUUCCACCAACUUCAUGAACAUGAGUAGCUUCAACUCUAGUUUUGAUCAACUUGCAAUGCAAACAACGCCCUUGACAAACAACUUAAAACCUCUUCAAUUUCCUGAGCUACCUGAGAAUGAGCAAGCUAGCAUGAUUCCCCAAGUUUUCAAUAGUGAUAUGGCAAAUCUUUUUCCUUGA